This is a messenger RNA of Cladocopium goreaui, 699 nucleotides long. The record is from the annotation of a GenBank genome assembly. Lineage: Eukaryota; Dinophyceae; Suessiales; Symbiodiniaceae.
AUGGCGAGCGAAUGGGGUCGUGCUGCGACAGAUGAAGAACUGAAACAGAGCGUUCCAACGCUCCAUGUCUACGAUCACUGCCCAUUUUGUGUGCGCGCCAGGAUGAUUUUUGGAUUGAAGAAGAUCCCUUUCAAGCUGAACUUCCUGAUGAAUGAUGAUGUGGUCACCCCCACCAGGAUGACGGGGAAGAAGGUUCUCCCCAUCCUGGAACUGGAGGGUGCAGCCAUGAGCGAAAGUCUGGACAUCGUGGCCAAGAUCGAUGCCAUCGGUGCGCCGAUCUUGGCCAAAGCGGCGGAGCGUAAGGAUAUCGACCAAUGGUUGACGGAUAACAAGGAACUGAUCAGGAAAGUCACGCGGCCGCGCGACGCGCGGGCCUUGUUUCCGGAGUUCGCCACCAAGGCGGCGAGAGCCAUGUGGGUGAAGAACCACCAGCUCUCAGGUACCUCCUUUGAGGCGGCGUUUAUGGCCUCGGAGGAGUACUUGAAACAGCUGAACAGCAAGUUGGAGAAGCUCGCGGAGAUGAUUCACGGGGACACAGUCAACGAAGGGGGUGUGUCCUAUGAUGACAUCACCUUGUGGCCCAACCUGAGACGACUUACCAUCGCCAAGGGCGUCCUGUGGCCAGAGAAACUCCGAAAAUACUUGUUGUACAUGGAAGAUCUUUGUGAUGUGCCCAUUCUUGAGGUCAUGGCCAUCUGA